Molecule: messenger RNA, 1197 nt
Organism: Procambarus clarkii (red swamp crayfish)
Lineage: Eukaryota; Metazoa; Arthropoda; Malacostraca; Decapoda; Cambaridae
Source: RefSeq, a predicted model, not a curated record
AUGGCGACAAUCUGGAAAUGUUUGGAUUCAAGAAAGCCCUGGUUCACUGUAGACUCCCAGUUUACUACAGACUUUCAGUUCACUGCAGAAUCUCAGUUCAAUGCAGACGUCGAAUUCAAUGCAACAACCCAGCUGACUGCAGCAUCCCAGCUCACUGCAGCAUCCCAGCUGACUGCAGCAUCCCAGCUCACUGCAGCAUCCCAGCUCACUGCAGCAUCCCAGCUCACUGCAGCAUCCCAGCUCACUGCAGCAUCCCAGCUCACUGCAGCAUCCCAGCUGACUGCAGCAUCCCAGUUCACUGCAGCAUCCCAGCUGACUGCAGCAUCCCAGCUGACUGCAGCAUCCCAGUUCACUGCAGCAUCCCAGCUGACUGCAGCAUCCCAGCUGACUGCAGCAUCCCAGUUCACUGCAGCAUCCCAGCUGACUGCAGCAUCCCAGUUCACUGCAGCAUCCCAGCUGACUGCAGCAUCCCAGCUGACUGCAGCAUCCCAGUUCACUGCAACAUCCCAGCUGACUGCAGCAUCCCAGUUCACUGCAGCAUCCCAGCUGACUGCAGCAUCCCAGCUGACUGCAGCAUCCCAGUUCACCGCAGCAUCCCAGCUGACUGCAGCAUCCCAGUUCACUGCAGCAUCCCAGCUGACUGCAGCAUCCCAGCUGACUGCCGCAUCCCAGCUGACUGCAACAUCCCAGCUGACUGCAGCAUCCCAGUUCACUGCAGCAUCCCAGCUGACUGCAGCAUCCCAGCUGACUGCAGCAUCCCAGUUCACUGCAGCAUCCCAGCUCACUGCAGCAUCCCAGCUGACUGCAACAACCCAGCUCACUGCAGCAUCCCAGCUGACUGCAGCAUCCCAACUGACUGCAACAACCCAGCUCACUGCAGCAUCCCAGCUGACUGCAGCAUCCCAGCUGACUGCAGCAUCCCAGCUGACUGCAACAACCCAGCUCACUGCAGCAUCCCAGCUGACUGCAGCAUCCCAGCUGACUGCAGCAUCCCAGCUGACUGCAGCAUCCCAGCUGACUGCAGCAUCCCAGCUCACUGCAGCAUCCCAGCUGACUGCAGCAUCCCAGCUCACUGCAGUAUCCCAGUUCACUGCAGCCUGCCCGGCUAAAUACCGAGCCGCAGCUCAUCUCAGCGAGCCGGAGCAGUGCCACCGAGGAACUGGAGGACCAACUCUGUGCCAUCCAAUGUUGCCUUGA